Molecule: messenger RNA, 1110 nt
Organism: Anastrepha ludens (Mexican fruit fly)
Lineage: Eukaryota; Metazoa; Arthropoda; Insecta; Diptera; Tephritidae
Exons: 3
Coding region: 85-1110 (341 amino acids)
Cellular component (GO): nucleus
Source: RefSeq, a predicted model, not a curated record
UAUGGUAUCCGACGGAUGGUUGCGGAGGGAGUUAUACUCGAUCCGACAGUAUUCGGUAUCAUAAUAAACGUCGGAUAAAGCAGUAUGCGGAUCGAUAAUGUGGUUUACGGAUCGAUUAAAAAAAUGGCAUUACCAACAACGCACUCAAUACGCGUUUCAAAGAAAUUUACUCGUUUCUCAUCCGCAGGUCAUUGUGUUGCGGAUAUUAUUAUAAUAAAGAUGGAGAGCAAUAAAAUGAAACGCACAACCACCAGAGAGCAAUUUAAAGGUUUAAUAUCUCGUAUGAAGGAGCAUCCUGAUAUUGCAAAAAAUUUUACCAGAAGUGCUCCUAACGAGGUAGAGCAAUUUUGGGAGAGUGUGCGUGAGGAACUGAAUUCAUUAGGGCCUCCAUCUAAGAGUAUUUCAGAAUGGAAAAAGGUUUGGUCAGAUUUUAAAUCAGCAGUAAAGAAAAAGUUGGCGCACAAUAAAAGGGAAUUACAAGCAACUGGUGGAGGCGAAAAUAGGGAACUACCUUUAUCGUCGCUAGAAGAAGAUGUUGCUGCUCUAGUGGGCCUAAACGCCUGUGUUGGGGGCAUUAAAAAUUCAAAAGAGUUUGGAGUGCCUCAGAGGAGAAUUAUUGAGCAUGCCACUCCACUAAAUUCAGAGCAGGUGGUUGAAGACAUUACUCCAUCUACAUCGAAGAGAGCUCGUACAAAUUCAUAUACUUCGAGAGACGCCAUCUGCAUAGAGUUGUUGGAAAAUGAAGAUGUGGAAAAUAACCAAAACAUUCGAAAUGAACUCCGAAAAAAAAAGAGACCAGAGCAGUUUGACUUGUUAGACAAGCAAAUCGGUGUGCAGGAGAGGUUAUAUUCAAAAGUUUCGGAAGGUGUUGGUGCACAGGAACUACAUUUUAAAAAUGUAAAAAAGGAACUGAAAGAUCUGACUAGGUCGGUUGACCGUCUGGGUGAUCACCAGAAGAAAAAUAAUGAAAUUCUCCAAGCUUUUCUUGAGGAGACAAAAAGACAUAAUAUGGCUAUGGAGACAAAUGCUAUUGAAAAAUUAAGGGUGAAACAAGAACUUUUAAGCAUUGAAUUAGGAGAAGUUAACAAGCAAUUGAUACUUAAAAAAUGA